Molecule: messenger RNA, 2307 nt
Organism: Trichoderma atroviride IMI 206040
Lineage: Eukaryota; Fungi; Ascomycota; Sordariomycetes; Hypocreales; Hypocreaceae
Source: RefSeq, a predicted model, not a curated record
AUGGCGCUUUCAGCAUGUCCGGGGCCGCUGGUUUCUCCAGCUUCAGCGCCAGUAGCGCCGCCAGCAGCCGCCCCCCAGCCAAUUCCGGCUCCAGCUAGAGCGGAUAAAUGCGCGCAACGGCUUCGGUCCUCUGACAUCAGCUCCUACUUCAUCCAAACGACGUUGCGCCAACCUCCAGCCGACUUCCCAGACCCAGCUUUCGAGGGCUACGACACUGAAAGCGAAGGCCCCCUCGAGCCUGUUACGCCUGUCAGCGGCCGCCAAUCGCGGGAUUUCACGUUGAGGCAUGCAUAUGAGCAGGAUUCGGACGACCUUGGCGGUGUCAGCUCUCAGCAGCAUUCAACCGGUAUUACAACAGCUCCAAAUAAGCCUGCCAUCCUCCCGUCAGUCUUUCACAAGACGGUAAAAGCAGCAGCAUCGCCAGGAGCAGCCCCCUCCCUGCUGAGUCCGGCCUCGGCAUCUAGACCAAGCUCCAGCAACUUUGUCUCUCCCGCUCUCUCGGUGCCAGCUGUCUCAAUUUCAAACCCGGAAUCAGAAACCACAACUUCAUCCGCACUGGUGCCUACUUUCAGUAAUAGCAGCAAAUUUUUUACACCUUUAUCCCCUGCUUCAAGCCGGCCCUCUGUGCUGGAACCUCCCUCGCCAUCAAGACUCUCCACCCGGCUUUCCAUCUCCAGUCUCAGAAGCACAAUGACCAACUUCUUUCGUCGUCCUGGUACGCAGGACGCUGCCGUUUUCGAUGCGAGCUCGCCUAUCCCUUCUGAAGCCUCCUAUUUACAGCGGCCCCUGACGAGCAGCGCUCGCCCGGCUACACGUUCAAGUCGCUUUUCUUUAACCCGGUCGUCCAAUGCCACUACCCGGUCUAAUUCGCCUACACCCCCAUCUCCGGGGACUCCUUCUAAGAAGAACCGUGCGUCAACCGGUUUCAGCCUGCGGGGCCGUGCUGUUGGGUUUGUUGGCACAGCAGUUGGCCGGCCUGGAAAGGCCGUAUCGCGCCGUGCUAGUAGCUUCGACGCUGGGAACCGCGGGCCUCUUCCUCGCCAGGGCAGCAACGCCCCCAAUGGCCAAACGUAUCCUCCUGAGCGGCUCCCUUGGGCAAUGCCGCCUGAGGCCGGCACAGGCGCCAAGGCCCGUCGUAUGAGCUUGAGCUUGCCGGACGACUUCAACGUGGACGUUGCUGAACUGCAGGAUGAAUUCGAGUAUCAGAGCAAGCUUCUGGGCCGCCACGGCAAGCAUCUCGGAAAGGGGGCUGCCUCCAAGGUCUCGCUCAUGGUGCGCAAGGGUUUCCCUGGCGAAAUGUACGCCGUCAAGGAGUUUCGUAGCAAAUCUAGCCGCGAAAGCAAGGCAGAGUACGAAAAGAAGAUCAAAUCGGAAUUCAGCAUCGGCAAGAGCCUGCACCAUCCCAACAUUGUCGAAACAGUUCGCCUGUGCUCAGAUCAUGGACGCUGGAAUCAUGUCAUGGAAUACUGCUCCGAGGGUGACCUGUUUAGCCUUGUGCAAAAGGGUCAUUUGAAAGGCGACGCCAAACUCAAGGAUCGCCUCUGCCUCUUCAAGCAGCUCGUCCAGGGCGUCAACUAUCUCCACGCCAACGGCAUUGCUCACCGUGACAUCAAGCUUGAAAAUCUACUCAUUACAAGGGAUAGCAAACUGAAAAUCACAGAUUUUGGUGUCUCCGAAGUCUUUUGUGGCACUCAUCCCGGACUUCGUGAGGCUGGCGGCCAGUGUGGUAAGAACAUGGGAGAGAUCCGGCUCUGUUCUCCGGGCAUAUGCGGCAGCGAGCCCUACAUUGCGCCUGAGGUGCUUCAGAAGAAGGAAAACUACGAUGCACGAGCUUUGGACGUAUGGAGCACUGCCAUUGUCAUGAUUUACAUGACUUUUGGCGGCGCCAUCUGGUCCAAAGCCGAGGCUGGCAACCUUCACUACGACAAGCUGGUGGCCGGUUGGGAGAAAUGGAACAAGAAGCACCAGGGCGAUAAAGAUGCCACAAUCACAGAGACAGACUACCCCAAGUGCCUGGCCCUUGAUAUGGGUGUCAAUCCUCCGCCUCUGCGGCGCAUCUUGCUACAAAUGCUUAACCCAGACCCCAACAAGCGCAUGUGCGUCUACGACGUGAUUACGAGUCGCUGGGUCAAGAAUAUCGAAUGCUGUCAGCUCGAGUCGUACGACGAUCCCAAGCUCACAAUCGAUGCGACAAAGAAAGAUUACGGCGCCAAGAAUGGAAGCAAAAUCUUUUGCCACAACCAUUUACCGACCAAGAACUUUGGCAGUCAUUCGCUGGGUAAAAUGCCAGGGCAGGCCGGCUACUGA